CGGAGCGCCGGCUCCGGGAGCGCGGGGGGGGCCAAGCGGCGGCACCGACACCGACACCGGCACCGGCACAUCACCGGGGCUCGCAGCCCUCGCCGGCGAGGAGAAGGACGAGGAGAAGAAGCAGAAGCAGGAGGAGGCGGAGGCGGAGAGAAGCGGUCGCGGGUGCCGCCGCGGGGAGCGGAGCGAGCGCGGGGCGGCGGCGGCGGCUCCUCCAUCAUGUCGUCGGGCGGGGACUUCGGGAACCCGCUGCGGAAAUUCAAGCUGGUGUUCCUGGGCGAGCAGAGCGUGGGGAAGACAUCCUUGAUCACCAGGUUCAUGUAUGACAGCUUUGACAACACCUACCAGGCAACAAUUGGCAUUGACUUCUUAUCGAAAACCAUGUACUUGGAGGAUCGAACAAUCAGGUUGCAGCUGUGGGAUACUGCGGGUCAGGAACGUUUCCGUAGCCUCAUUCCCAGUUACAUCCGUGACUCUGCUGCUGCUGUAGUAGUUUACGAUAUCACAAGUAGGUAUUUUGCACUGGUACGGUUGCAAUUAUGGGACACAGCAGGUCAAGAGCGGUUCAGGAGCUUGAUUCCUAGCUACAUUCGUGACUCCACUGUUGCAGUUGUUGUUUAUGAUAUCACAAAUGUAAACUCCUUCCAGCAAACCACAAAGUGGAUCGAUGACGUCAGAACGGAACGGGGCAGCGAUGUCAUCAUCAUGCUGGUGGGAAAUAAAACAGAUCUAGCAGAUAAGAGACAAGUGUCCAUUGAGGAAGGAGAAAGGAAAGCCAAAGAGUUGAAUGUAAUGUUCAUUGAAACUAGUGCAAAAGCAGGAUACAAUGUAAAACAGCUUUUCCGACGUGUGGCAGCUGCCUUGCCUGGGAUGGAAAGCACACAAGACAAAAGUAGAGAAGACAUGAUUGACAUAAAACUGGAAAAGCCUCAAGAGCAGCCUGUCAGUGAAGGAGGCUGUUCCUGCUAAUACCAUGUGGCUUCCACCUUUCUCCAGAACAUCACUGCUUUCCCUCCCUGUCCUCUUCAUUGACUGCAGUGUGAAUAUUGGCUUGAACCUUCCCCUUUCCGUAAUAACGUAUCGCAGUUCAUCAUC
Molecule: messenger RNA, 1092 nt
Organism: Serinus canaria (Common canary)
Lineage: Eukaryota; Metazoa; Chordata; Aves; Passeriformes; Fringillidae
Gene: RAB6A
Product: RAB6A, member RAS oncogene family
Exons: 9
Coding region: 217-966 (249 amino acids)
Molecular function (GO): GTP binding; GTPase activity
Source: RefSeq, a predicted model, not a curated record